Galleria mellonella (greater wax moth) is the source of this 2061-nucleotide messenger RNA. RefSeq lists its product as uncharacterized. The transcript has 9 exons. Bases 94 to 1395 code for a protein of 433 amino acids. The record is from RefSeq and is a predicted model, not a curated record. NCBI's taxonomy places the organism in Eukaryota, Metazoa, Arthropoda, Insecta, Lepidoptera, Pyralidae.
UCCGAGUUUACCAUUACUUUAUAAUCUUAACAAUACAUUAUUUUAUUUAACAAUCUAUAGAGUUGCAAUUUUUGAAGAUUUUGUUUUAAGAAAAUGCCUGAUAAUUCAUUGAAAAUACCACAAAACGAGUCCCCAAUGGCCAGGGCGGGCGCUGGAGACAUAUCGAAGAUAGAACUGAGCAGGGAACGAAAUAACCUUCAGACUACACCGCCCACGAGAGUCCAACCAGCUCAUCCAAAGAAGCAAGUGUUCUCUACUCCAGUCAGCAAAUUCACAGCCAAGUCGCACCUGCCCAGCCCUAAUCUGGAGAGAAUCAGGAGCUGUCUGGACGAAUACAAAAGUCGGACGCCAGCGAGAGCUGUUAAAAUCGGUCCCAAAGCAAUUUCAAUGGAGGAUCUGACUCCUACUAAGAGAAUAAAGACAGAAAGAAUCGAUAAACACUUGCCAGCCCUGAUGUCACCGGGUUUACAUACCAUGACGGAGGUCCGUGCUGCAGGCAAAAUUGGAAAAUUCCUAAUGCUUAGCGCAUGGAGGCGCAGACGGGAAGAGGUGCGAUGUCUCCGGAAGACACUAGAGUUCCAGGUGUCAUGCUCGGAACGUCUUCGCAUACAAGUGUCUACUCUCAAGUCCUUACUUGAUUCGGACAAUGCGAAGGUUCGACUAGCUAUGAAAGAGCUUGAGCGGUUGAAGCAACGGAUCAGGGAGAAAGAUUUGGAAAAGGCGGUCUUAGAAAGGGAGAAAACCGCAUUAGAAAAUGAUGUGUGCGUCGCACAGGACCAAGCAUCGGAGAUGAGCAUCGGUUGGCGAAACUGCCGCAACGAGCUAGAGGGGGCGCUGGCGGCGGCGGCGGCGGCUGAGCACGCGCUAGUCCUCGAGCGGGCCGCCGCCGCCUCCGCGCGCGCGCAGCGGGAUCACGCGUACAACAGGUUAUCGACGCUAGAAGACGAGGUGAUGCAAUACGAAGCGCUGCUGUCGUCCGCCGAACAAGAGGCGGCUGCGCUGAGACGCGACGUGGACGAGAAGCAGCGCGCCCUGCAACACACCAACGAGCAGCUGCGGCUGGAGCAACAUAAAGCUAAUUUGAAAGUUUGUUGGUUUAAUUCAAUUCGUGUUUUAUUAAAUAGUAAUGCACUCGUAUGCAGGGCGCUGGAGCGCAGUUGUGCCGAGUGCGCGGCGCUGGGCGAGGUGGCGUGCGGCGCGGCGCGGCACACGGCGGCGCUGCGCCGCGAGCUGGCGCGCCGCGCCGCCGACCUCGCCGCCGCCAGGGAACAGCUCGACUGCUGGCCGCGCCCGCUCACCAGAUUGAUGGGCGCAGCGCGGCGCUGGUGGCGACAGCCGCUUUCGCUGUACGAGGCCGUGCUGUGGUCGCUGGUGCCGGCCAGGCACGGCUGUUGAAAGCCUAACCUCUCAUACACUGACCAGCAUAUACCUACUAUUUAGUCAUUUAAACACAACCCGUCAUCGAGGACUUCAUAGAAGGACUUACGUUUUGUUUUUGAUUAAUCUUUUUUUUUUAAUUCUAUUCACAAAAACUAAAUGCUCUUUUGUAUAUGAUUAUAUUGAGAUAUUUUCUGCAACAUAUUAUAUACAUGGCAGUGAAUUUACAGGGUACAGAGGAAUAACACCCGAGUCCUCAGCAAUGUCAACGCAUGGGGGGUAUCAUGGGCGAAACAGUAUACUCUGUUAUGUCCAUGGUGCUGCUCAUGUCUAUAGGCGACGGUUACCACUUUCCAUCAGGUGGACCGUCAGCUUGUUUGCCGUUCUAAUUUGCAAUAAAAAAAACAAUUCCUCGUGUUCGUACAUACUUGGUUAUGAACUAAAAUAUUUUGAAUUUUUUUAAAAUUUGAAUUAUACUACCAUGAACAAUCAAAUCUACUAUAUCUUGACGACCUGUAAACUGAUAAUAUCGAUAAAUAGUUUUAAAGUUACAGAUACUUCCAAAUUGAUCCCUUAUUUUAUUGUGAAGAGACAUUAAGUCCCCGAUCUUGACGGCACGCAUAACUGUACCUACCUAUACGUACACAUUUGUCUAUGGUCCUUUAUUCGUAUAAUAUCAUAGAC